UUGACUGCACGUUACUACGCCUCGCUCUUGUGGAACUGGAAGCUGCAUUCACAAGCCAGAAGAUACAACGUUCCUUCCAACUCGAUACAGUUAUCAUCAAAUUAACAUCUCGUAUAUUACAGAAAAUCAAUGAGCACAUUCAAAAAUCACUGCAUUUGACCGUAAUGCAUAUGGAACCCAAAGAUCUACAAGUCAUUCAGAUGGUUAUUCACCGUUACUAUUCGGAUACUUUCCAACGCAUAGAAAGCCUUAAAACUCCUGAAAACAUCAAAGCUUAUCUGCAAGAGAAAAUCCGUAAUGAAGAGCAAUCUCUUGCCGCUCUGGUUGAGGUUAUCCACAAUUGGUUCCUAUCGAUGCCAAUAUUAUUGGAGCUAUCCAAAUGUGCUGGUUGGGAUUACUUGAUGUUCAGAGAAGCGUGCUUGCUGAACGUGGACACUUUGUACUCGAUCUUGUUAAAUCUGAUGUACGGAAACACGCAAAAAGGAUCAGAACAAAUGCGACUCUCGUUUUAAAUUUCAUUUAAUACAUUUUUUAA
Molecule: messenger RNA, 535 nt
Organism: Nicrophorus vespilloides
Lineage: Eukaryota; Metazoa; Arthropoda; Insecta; Coleoptera; Silphidae
Exons: 3
Coding region: 165-512 (115 amino acids)
Source: RefSeq, a predicted model, not a curated record